AUGAUGAAACUUUUUCUCAUAAUUUUAUUUUGCCUUAUUUUUACUAUAAAACUUUAUGCACAAAAUGUAGUUGAAUUUGAUAGUAUAUCACAAGAAACAAAAGAUGCAGCUAUUGCACAGGGUAAAGUGUGGUGUUACAAUUGUAAUAUGCCUGAACAAUGUAAUUCGGGUUUAUGUAUUGGUGAUUAUUGUGUUAAGGCAAUUGUUGAUGGGCGUUAUGUCACGAAAGGAUGUGAAAAUAGAACAUUAGUAAAAAAUUCUCCCGUUCCAAGUAGUUAUCCUGGUGGUGUAGAUACAAUUACAAUUGGAGGACCUUUUAGAGGAAGUAACUAUAGUAAAGAUGCUAUCUAUCAAGAUUCUACCAAAUUAGGUUGUAGAAGUAUGGAAAUGUUCAAAGUUCCACAAACAACAUGUUACUGUAAUGAUAAAAAUUUCUGUAAUUUUUCUUCAAGAUUACAAAUUUUAAUAUAUAUAUCAAUAACAAUACCUUUUAUAUCUAUUCUUACAAAUAUAUUCUAA
This is a messenger RNA of Strongyloides ratti, 519 nucleotides long. RefSeq lists its product as hypothetical. Lineage: Eukaryota; Metazoa; Nematoda; Chromadorea; Rhabditida; Strongyloididae. The transcript is spliced from 3 exons. The coding region runs from base 1 to 519 and encodes 172 amino acids. The record is from RefSeq and is a predicted model, not a curated record.